Messenger RNA from Auxenochlorella protothecoides, 483 nucleotides. RefSeq lists its product as hypothetical. Bases 1 to 483 code for a protein of 160 amino acids. The record is from RefSeq and is a predicted model, not a curated record. NCBI's taxonomy places the organism in Eukaryota, Viridiplantae, Chlorophyta, Trebouxiophyceae, Chlorellales, Chlorellaceae. The transcript has 2 exons.
AUGCUAUCCCAAGAAAUUGCAAGGCACCAAUCGAGUCAGUCCACACACAGUGCUUGGCCUGUCAUGAUCCCUGCAGGAUAUUCUCAUGCUAUUCUAGGUAUCAGCCCCAAUCAGUCCUCCAUACUCAAAAGCUAUGUCAGUGGAAGACAUCCUACAUGUCACGUGGAAGGCUGGGCACCUGCAGGGUUUUGUCACGCGGCGUCUGCCUGGACGAAGCAGAAGCGGAGAUUGCCAGGUCCGUUGAUGCGGGCGGCGCUGACGAGGCCGGUGGGGUCGUCCAUUGCACCGAGCUGGACCGCCUCGACGCUCUGUCGAAGCAGCUGCAUGUGCUGCACCGUCUUCUGGAGGUCCGAGGUGGAGAUGACAAGGUGCGCCAGCCCGCUCUCCGCCUGUGCCGCCGUGUCGCCCUGGAUGAGCUCCAGGGCGGGCCCCGUUGAGCCGGCAUGCUGGGCGUGGGGGAAGCCCACCAGCGCCGUGGCGUAG